AUGGAAUCAAAAGUACUUGGUAGGUCAUGUACAUCACCAUUAUUGACAAUUAAAGUCAAUGAAACUCUCAUCCACCUCCCUCACUCUUUCCAUCCGACCCAACCCAUAAAAAAAUAGAUGGGGGAGCUCUGCAAUUCAUCAUCACCAUAGCCAUAACCGAGCUCAAAGUUGGAGGAGGUUCAAGGGAGAAGAAAAGCUUGGAGAAAAUGAAGAAAACUUAGAAAAAUCAAGUUUCAGCCAGAUUGUAUAACUAAAUAGUCCGCCCAACUAAACCGUAUGAUACCGCAACUCCAUCAUCUUCUACGCUGAAACGCCGGGAAAAGAAAUCGGGAAUGGAACUGAUGCUUACCUAUAACGACGACAGACGAGUUAUAUGGCGGGAACAGACGACACUCUAAGAAGUGUAACUCCGGCCUUCCCCGGCGACGAUGGUGACGUUCAGCGGCGGUGCAACUCCGGCCUCCUCUUAGUCUGGUAAUAACUGCGGCGGAAAUGGCUCAGCAGAACUGGCGUCUCUCUCCCCGACGUUAGUUUGUCCUGUGUCACUCCCUCUCUCUCUGUUCCUUCUUUUUUUUUUUUUUCUAUUUUUCUCUCGAUCUUACGGAAAUUCUUUUUCUUUCGCAGAUCGCCGUUCACCUCGGUGCCAGGAAGUCCGUAGGUGGUGCUGCUAUUUAUACAGAGCUUUGAAUAUUCCAGACUUAAUGUUACCAAUCUUUGACAUUCAAUUUAGUUAAAUGCCUUUCCUUUGUUAGAGGACCCGCCAUGGAUCUGAAAGCUAUCACCGCUUUGAGGAACAGACUUGACAAGGAGCAGAAGAAAAAGGAUACCGGUCUCCAGAAGCCAGUUGAUGCCUUCUUUAAGAAGGAUGGUGCUGCCCCGGUUGUCGAGGGCACUUCCAAGGAUGCGGGGGAAGGCCCCCAGGUCGAGGGGGUGACCAGGAAGAGAGCCGGCAAAGGCCAGGUGCCCCCGGAAAAGAAGAGGCCGAAGAAGAGAGCUGCCGAGAAGACUGACAUUCCGGUGGUGAAUGUAGAAGAGUUGUCUUCCUCCCAGGCGUUGGUGUCUACUCCCCCUCGCUCCCCCAUUGUUCCUGCUGCCGGCGAGUCAUGGCCUCGAGAAGAUGUGCAGUUCUCCAUAAGGAAGGGGGCUGCCGUCGUGCACGGCACCUUGGACCCGAAGGAGUUCCUAAAUGGUGCUACCCCUCCGCUUGAUAGGUCGCUCCUCGGCCGUUAUGGGGAUGAGGACCUCGAGUCAAAGCUCCUCCAGGCCUCCGUUACAGCUAGCGUGUUCCUCGGAGAACAUGUCCGGAGGCUGGAGCAAAUGCGUGCUCGCAAGGCGGAGGAUGACGAGGCCCUCAGGAAGCUCGUCACAACAAAUACCGAGGCCAUCCGACAGAUGGCAACGCUCGAGGAGACCCUCCGGCUAGAGAGGGAGGCCGUGGCAGCGAAACUUGAGGGAGCUAAAGCCGAGGGGAAAGCCGAGGCGGAGGCAGCAGCUGCUGCAGCAGCCAAGGAAGCAGCCGAGGCCGCAGAGAAGUCAAAGGCGGAGGCGGUAUCUCAAGCUGUCGCAGACUUCGUUGCCGGAGGCUGGAGGGGGGAGGACCAGGAGGCGUGGAGGGCCGUGGUUGUCCGGGAAGAAGUCGACGCCUGGGUUAAGGGCCCCGGCGCUGAAUGGCUGGCGCUGAAGGGCAACGAGUACUGGCAAGGGGGGAGUUCUUUACCCAACGCCUGAUCUACCGGAAGCUAGCCGUGCAUCAAGACAUUGACUUGAAGGAUUUCAACCCUGAUUCAUUCGGCCUGCCCCCGCUCCAACCAGAUGUCAGGGUACCCCUACCUGAAGGCGUGGAGAGGCCCAUCCUCCGAGACUCUUUGCUGUUGCAGGAAUGCGGCGGAGACGAGGAAGAGGCUGGCGAUGAUGCUACUUCUAAAGCUGCCGAGGAGGGGGCCUCAACUGCUGAUACUUAGAAUUCUUGUAGCAUUUUUGAUGUAAUACUCACGUCAGCUAUCGGCUUCGGCCUUAGUAUGUAAAGAAACAUCUUUUGGUACUUGAAUAUUAGUUUUUGGUGAUGAAUGAUUUGCCUUCGGGCCCUUUCUCAAUGGAUGCUUCCGGU
Cuscuta epithymum is the source of this 2107-nucleotide messenger RNA. Lineage: Eukaryota; Viridiplantae; Streptophyta; Magnoliopsida; Solanales; Convolvulaceae. The record is from the annotation of a GenBank genome assembly.